UUGAUGUUGGUAUUAGAAAUAUCAUUUGUGAACUUAUUAAUUGAUUUAUUAUUUGAAUUUUAUGUGCAUUAUAUAUGUAUAUAUAUGUAUGAACUUAGUUACAUUAUGGACUUUAUUAAUUUAUAGACCAAAAAGAUUAUGAUGAAAUGAAUAUAAUGUACUUGUAUGGGUAUGAAGUUGAUGAUGAUGUUGAUUUUGUUUGUAUUCAUGUAAAAAUGACAUCAUUUCGCGUCACUAUAGUAUGUUUUUGGAAUAGUUGUAUUCCAGAAAGUAGUGGCAAAGUUCAUUAUGUUGGGAGAAGACGUAGGUUGUUUGCAUGCCACUCGAACAUGGAUUUGAAUCAGUUUAAACGUUUUAUAUGUUUUAAGAUUGGAUUGGAACCCACUAAAAGUACCGUAAAUAUAAGCUUUAAAUAUGACAUGAGUGGAGAAUUGCUAGCCUUUCCUGUUGAGGAUGAUGAGGCUAUAAAUGCUAUGUGGGAGCAUUCAAAGUCCACACAAAUUCUCUCUUUGGAGUUAUACGUAGAAAAAGUACCCUUAGGGAAUGUGGUUGCUUCUAAUCCUACUCCUACCCUUAUGCCUAUAUCAACUGAGGAAACUGUAAAUCAUUUCGUUCCUUUUGCAAAUUGUACUCUUUCUCAACCCCUAGUUCCAAUUGAUUCAAUGGUUAACUUAGGAGAAAGUGAUGAGAUGGGACCUUGGGAUGAUGGAAAUGAGAGUAAUGAGCUCAUUGACGAUCCUUCUGAGGAUGAUGUGUAUGUCGAUGAGGAUGCACUAGCAAAUGACAUAACCCUAGGCAACAUUCCUACAAUCAUUCCUCCAACACCUUACCUUUGACAACACUUGUUGAAUUUAGCUUCUAUCGGGUAAACAAUUAUUUUGUUACGUGAACGUGCUAAUGCAUGGUUACUUGGAGGACACAUGUGCACAUUACAUGCCACCAAGAUUAUCAAUAGAAACACCGAGAAGGAAAAUUUCCAUGACAUAAUCGCCUUUGACUAUAAAAGAGGUGUAUUUGAAAUUAAGACUGGGAGGGGAAAUAGAGGAUCGUCUAAGGGGGGUAAGAUUCAACAUGAGGACUUGAAUCAAAUGAAGUGCACAUGUAACAAACUUGAGAUAUACCACCAACCUUGUUCACAUGUACUUGUUGUUUGCAUCAAACGACACCUUUCAUAUAAGCAGUUUGUGGAUCCGUGCUAUACUUCUCAAAGUUAUGCAAGUACAUACGAACAUUACUUUAUGCCAAUGAUCGAUAAGAGGUCAUGGCCUUAAUACACAGGCUUUGAACUUAGACAUGAUCCCGAUAAAAUUCGUGGUAAAGGAGGGUCUAAGUCUAAGAGAAUUGCAAACGAAAUGGAUGAGGGAAAAACGAAACGCAAUAGUUGUCGUCGUUGUGGGAGUGAUACUCUAUAACAUAUAGAUGCCAAAUAUAAUGUUAAACUUACAACACAAAUAUAUGAUACAUAAUUACAUAAUAGUAAUAUUAACUAAAAUUACUGCGAACACAGUAGUAAAGGAGAUGGAUCCAGCAGCUCCAGGACCCCAAGACCCUAGUGUGUUAACUAUGCAGCAAGAGCACAGGAGCACUCCUUUUUGGGAUGCCCAGGUUAGGUGUCCGAUAGUAAUGAUUUGCAUUUUACUAAUGAUAACAUGCAAGUAACUUAUUUAAAUGUCUAUAUUCAUAGAUGUCCAAUACAGACACGUUAGGCACUAGGCAUCCAGAUUUCGUUCCCUGGGUGAUCGAUGAGAGGAUCAUCCUGUACCUUGAGCUCACGAGGUUGUAUGACUUUCAUCUCGUUGCAUACGGUAGAGUUGACCGUGCUAUUAUCACAGCAUUGGUGGAGAGAUGGCGUCAGGAGACGCACACCUUUCAUCUUCCUCUAGGUGAGACUACCAUCACACUGCUUAAUGUAGCCGUAUGAACACAGCUUCCCAUCGAGGGACGUGCCGUGUCUACCGCCGAACGCCAGCUAUCAAGCUGGCGUGACAUGGUUCACCGCAUAUUGGGAGAGCGCCCUUUAGCGGAAGUCAUUAGGGGGAGCGGUUUGCGGUGCACAUGGUUGGUUCAGACCUUCUCGCAUCUCCCCGAAGGUGCUGAUGAGGGCACCAUUUCAAGGUACGCCUUGGCGUACCUCCUAUACUUAAUAGGAGCUGUCUUGUUUGCCGAUAAAACAAGCAACCACAUACAGCUCCUAUACUUAACUUUACUUGACGACUCCUGGAGCGCAUCGCUGAGUAUAGCUGGGGCUCCGCAGCCCUAGGAUACUUGUACAGGAGGCUAUGUGGUGCUGCCCAUAAGUACGUCAAGGAGAUUCCAGGACCAUCAGUCAUACUACAGUUGUGAGUGUGGGAGCAUAUUCUUAUCGGCCAACCUUACAGAAGCGUUGGUCGUGGUGAUGCUGCUCCUCCGCAACAACCCCCACCAGAUGUUGCAUAUGGGUCACGGUGGAAUUUCGCACGCCAAACACGCAAACACACCGGGACCGGUCUAGGAUUCUAUCGAGAUCAGUUAGACCUGCUGCGACCCAACCAGUUUUUGUGGGACCCCAUGUCAAAGCCUACGCAGCUGCUCCUAAGCACUCGGAGAUUCAGUCAGGUGCAUAGAGGGCUUCUGUGCCACUCAUAUGCUUUGACAUUGUCGACGUACAUCUACCAGAGCGCUAACUGUGCCAAUAUGGGUUGGUACAAGGCAUUCCAUCGCCUUGCGACAGUAAACCCGAGUUGCACCUGAUUUCGCGCAAGAAUUAGGGUACGGCGAAUUGGAUGGAGAUCAACUGGCGCCAUAUCGCUCGUUGUGAUUGUAGACUUGAGCUGCCGGCCCAAGGUGCAUCGAUCGAUGUUCAUGGCGCACCUACUACAUCGAACUACAUGCGCCUACAAAUGAUCCAAUUUGCACAAAGUGCGGCAGCAGUGAUGCGGUAUAGCCAUGAGGAGCCGGUGAGGGAGAUUGCGCAAGGCAUGUUCGUCGGCACGCAAUUUCAGCACUUCAUACCGGAAAUCGCUGUGGAGUCCUCACCGGCUACCGCCGAUGCGUACAUCUCAUCUCCUGCUUUUGACUAUCAUUUAGAGGAGAUGGACCUUUCAUACCCCGUUGACGUUGCAGGGACCUCGCAGGCUGGGCCAUCCCAGCCAUCACAGCCAUCACAGUCCCAAUCCCCUCCUCUUCCAGAGCGAUAUACGAACGCCUCUUACUAUCGUAGGAGACCAACUCAGUUGGAUAGGGUAGAUGAGGGUCAUGAGCGUUAACGUUUCGUUUUUGUGUAUUUGGAUUGACUAUAUAUAUAUAACGCCUAAAACAUACAUUGACUUGUAAUAACUUAUUCUAAUGUCUCUAAUGCAAAUAAAACAAAUAACAACUCAAUAAUUAGGAAAAAAAUAAAAGUAAAGUAGAUGUUCGUAGUUAGGUCAAAAAAAAGUCAACAGCUGUUCGCAGUUAGUAACUGCGAAUAGCUACUUUACUUUUUUUAGACCUAUUUGCAGUUACUAACUGCGAAUAGC
Molecule: messenger RNA, 3497 nt
Organism: Amaranthus tricolor (Joseph's coat)
Lineage: Eukaryota; Viridiplantae; Streptophyta; Magnoliopsida; Caryophyllales; Amaranthaceae
Product: serine/threonine-protein phosphatase 7 long form homolog
Exons: 4
Coding region: 147-836 (229 amino acids)
Source: RefSeq, a predicted model, not a curated record